This is a messenger RNA of Tinamus guttatus (white-throated tinamou), 1623 nucleotides long. Its product is annotated as UDP-glucuronosyltransferase 1A1. NCBI's taxonomy places the organism in Eukaryota, Metazoa, Chordata, Aves, Tinamiformes, Tinamidae. The record is from RefSeq and is a predicted model, not a curated record. Gene Ontology annotation, molecular function: UDP-glycosyltransferase activity.
CUGCAUGAGGAAAAUGGUUGCUUUGAUCACAGGAUUUAAAUCUGUUAUUGCCCGGGCUGUGUUUUUCCUGCUUUUGUGGACCUUUUCUGAAGGGGGAAAGCUCUUGGUUGUUCCUAUCGAUGGCAGUCACUGGCUCAGCAUGCGCCCGGUCGUGGAGCGGCUCACGCAGAGAGGACAUGAACUGGUGGUUCUUGCGCCAGAGAUAAGUUUGCGAAUAACUUCUUCGGCCCUUUACACCACAAAAACAUACUCCGUGUCCUACAGCAGGGACUAUGUGGAGGCAGAAUUUAAAAAGAUGGGCUAUAAGGUUUUCACACCUCAAGCCUUCUUGGAAAAAUUGCCCAGAAUGACAAAUAUUACAGCAAUGUUUUAUGAUUCUUGCAAACGCCUUCUGGCUGACAAACAGCUGAUCAAGUACCUUGAAGAAAGCAAAUUCGAUGCCGUCUUUAUGGAUCCUUUUUUCCCGUGUGGCCAGAUAGUGGCCGAAUAUCUCUCCGUACCUUCUGUGUACCUCCUGCGGGGACUUCCAUGCAGCUUAGACUUCCAUGCUACGCUCUGUCCAAAUCCUCCUUCUUACGUUCCCCAGUUCUUCACCCGCUACACAGAUCUCAUGACGUUUCCCCAGCGCGUGCACAACUUGGUAUUUAGCUUGAGCAGCUCUCUGGUUUGCUUUCUUCUUUACUCACCAUACGAUCGUUUGAUCAAAGAGUUCCUCCAACGAGAGGUAACAUUGCUUGAGCUUUUAAGCCAUGCAGCCAUUUGGCUCAUGAAAUUUGAUUUUGUGUUCGAGUACCCCAGGCCUGUAAUGCCCAACAUGGUUUUUAUUGGAGGCAUAAGCUGCACUCAGGAAAGAGCAUUGUCACAGGAAUUCGAAGCCAUCGUGAACGCCUCUGGAGAGCAUGGCAUUGUGGUCUUCUCUCUGGGCUCCAUGGUCUCCGAGAUCCCAGUGCAGAGAGCCAUAGAAAUCACAAAAGCCUUGGGGACAGUCCCUCAGACGGUCCUCUGGCGAUACACAGGAGAGGUGCCCCCCAACCUGCCAAAGAACGUAAAACUAGUCAAAUGGCUGCCACAGAAUGAUCUUCUAGCUCACCCCAAGACUCGUGCCUUCAUUACCCAUGGAGGCUCACACGGCAUUUACGAGGGCAUAUGCAAUGCAGUGCCAAUGGUACUGAUGCCUUUAUUUGGAGACCAGAUGGACAACGCCAAAAGAAUUGAGUCACGGGGAGCAGGAGUGACAUUGAAUAUACUUGAAAUGACUUCGAAGGACAUCUCCGAUGCCCUGCAUGCAGUCAUUAAUGAUAAAAAGUACAAAGAGAACAUCAAGCGUCUCUCAGACCUUCACCUCGACAGACCCAUGCACCCUCUGGAUCUGGCCGUGUACUGGGUGGAGUUUGUGAUGAGGCACAAAGGGGCGCCGCAUUUGAGACCUGCAGCUCACGAGCUCAACUGGAUCCAGUAUCAUUCCCUGGAUGUCAUUGCCUUCCUCCUGGGCGUGGUGCUUCUCUCCCUGUUCAUUUCUUUCAAGUGCUGCGUCUACUGCUUCCGGAGGUGCUUCCCUAAGAAAGGAAAGACCAGCAGACCAACCAAAUCCAAAACCCACUAGCAGGUGAAACUAGUGAUAGG